Molecule: messenger RNA, 1422 nt
Organism: Emiliania huxleyi CCMP1516
Lineage: Eukaryota; Haptophyta; Isochrysidales; Noelaerhabdaceae
Exons: 3
Coding region: 1-1422 (473 amino acids)
Source: RefSeq, a predicted model, not a curated record
AUGAGCAACACGAUCAACGACCCUCUUACGGCUGGAGCCGCGUACGCCGCCAGCGCGCAGCCCUUCUCGCCGCUCCCGAGCGGCGCCAGCGCGCCUCGCUCCCUGCCACGCCGCUGCUUGAGCCGGACGGCGGAGAUCGCGAGGGAGCUCUACCACGACUUUCAGCGGCUCAGCCCGCUGCGCAAGUGGCAAAUCUCCAUUGCGGGCUCCUGCUUCCUCGGCUUCUGCUUUGGUCUCAUCGUGAUGGCGGCCGCACGGCCGGGCACCGCCGCCGUGGUCAAGCCGGAGCAUGCGCACCACCUCUCGCCCCCGCCCCCGCCGCACGUACACCCCGCGGGCCCGCUCAAGCCGGGAGAGAUCCUAUUCGAGGCGCACCGCGCGCUGGAGAUGCCGACUCCGAACGGGAGCUACGCGCUGCUCGGCUUCUCGGACGUUGCUGUGGACGGCCAGUCGGAGGGCCUCGCGCACAACAACCCGCUCUGCAGGGAUGGGCAAAAGGGCGCCGCGAACCAGGUGCUGCAGGCCGCCAGCGAGGGCAAGCCGGCGCCCGCCUCCUUCCCUCCCGGGUACGGCUACCUCGUGCCGGGCGACGGGCGCUCCUUCUACGCCGAGGUGGCGCUCAUGCGGACGCAGGGGCUGGCCGGGGAGCGGCUGCGGGCGGCCAAGGAGUGCCGCGAGUGCUACUACGCCGAGGGCAAGGGCAGCGCGUGCACCGCCAAGGCGAACGGCACCCUCGCUUGCUGCGGGCAGGGCUCCGACCCGGGCGAGGCCUUUUGCCCGGCGACAAACAGCUCGGGGGCGGCGCGCCACCUCAAGGUGCGGCUGCGGUACACGGUCAAGUACACCCGCGAGACCUGGCGGGUGACGCCCCUCCAGGUCGGCGUCCUCCCCGCCGCGCCGCACUGCGCCGAGCACUUUGCCGUCCUGCGCAACGCCUCGCGCGAAAACGUGCGAAUCGCCUCCAACUACACGAUGCCGUUCGCCGCCUCCGUCAAGCACGCGACCGCGUACUUGCGCGCUGGCGCCGAGAACAUCUCGCUCUACGUCAACGGGCAGCGGCGGUGCGCCUCGCACGCUCGGUACUCUCCGCUGCACAACGUCACGCACGAGGGCAAGAACGGGACAAACAGCAGCGAGCUCGCCGGCGGCGUCCUCACGCACGCCACUCACUGCGUCUCCCCUGAGGGCGGCCCGCUCUCGCUGCGCAAGGGCGACUCGCUCCUCGUCGAGGCGUGGUACUUCGCCGGCCGACACGACAAGCGGCUGCCCUGGUCCGACGGGACGCACCUCAACGCCGCCGCCCACUUCUUCCUCGCCUUCGAGCCCGACGCGCCCAUCUCCGACAUUGGCUCGGGCGAGGCCGUGGCGGAGGAGGACGAGGGGGGCGAGGCCGCGCUCCUCGACGCGAUGGGGCCACUGUAG